UUUUUGCUAUCGCGCUUUCGCAUUGCGGCUGUAUUUGAUCCCGGGCGGCUUGCCGUAGCCUGCGACAUUGGAUGACGUUUCCUGCUAAUCCAAACAUCGACGGAAGAAACAAACAGAGCGAUUAAACUGCGCCAAGAUCUGCACAAAUCUCCAGAAACCUGCAGAUUUACCGACGACAUGGCUGCUCAGAAGAUCAACGAAGCUCAUGAGCACAUAGCUAAAGCUGAGAAAUGCUUAAAAACCAGUCUGACAAAGUGGAAACCUGAUUUUGACAGCGCCGCAUCAGAGUACGCCAAAGCAGCUGUGUGCUUCAAGAAUGCAAAGCAGUACGAUCAAGCGAAGGAUGCAUACCUGAAGGAGGCUGAAUAUCACACAGAAAACAAGACGCUUUUCCACGCUGCAAAGGCUAUCGAACAGGCGGGUAUGAUGAUGAAGGAACAAAAGAAGAUGCCAGAGGCCAUCCAGUACAUAGAGAAAGCCUGCAUGAUGUACAUGGAGAAUGGGACUCCUGACACAGCUGCCAUGGCUCUGGACCGGGCCGGAAAACUGAUAGAGCCUAUAAACCUAGAGAAAGCUGUGGACCUGUAUCAGAAGGCAGCGGGCGUGUUUGAGAACGAGGACCGCCUGCGACAGGCAGUUGAACUGCUGGGAAAAGCCUCCAGACUUCUGGUCAGGUUAAGAAGGUUGGAUGAAGCAGCAGUCGCUCUGCAGAAAGAGAAGAACAUGUACAAAGAGAUUGAGAACUUCCCCAUGUGCUUCAAGAAAACGACUGCUCAAGUGCUGAUUCACCUUCACAGAGGGGACUACGUAGCAGCUGAUAAAUGUGUCAGAGAAAGUUACAGUCUGCCCGGCUACAGCGGAAGUGAAGAUUGCAUUGCCAUGGAGACGUUACUGCAGGGCUACGACGAGCAGGAUGAGGACCAGGUCUACCGUGUGUGCAACUCACCUUUACUGAAGUACAUGGACAAUGAUUACGCCAAGCUGGCCAUUUCCCUGAGGGUACCUGGAGGAGGAGGAAAGAAGAAGAAGGCUCCUGCCGCUCCACAAGGAGGCGCCAGCGGGGCGCCUGCCGCCGCCGACGAGGAGGAGGAUGAUUAUGAGGGAGGGCUGUGUUAGCCUUCGGCCUCCGGAGUGCCGACUCGACCCGUCUGCUGCAUCACCGCUACACCCUCCGUGUACGAGUUAAAAACCUCGACAAACCCUUUCAGCUCUGAAGCCCAGAUGUUUGGCUGUUUGAUAUUUAUUGUGCAAAAAACAAAAACAAGAAACAAGCUCAUUUAAAAACCUGCAACAGUUACAGUCUGUGUUGCAGAAGAGCCGAGCAGCCUUUUUAAUUUGCGUUCCUUUGAGGUGGAUCCACAGUGUAAUGAAAAAUCUUAAAUAUUCAUAUAUAUAUAUAUGUAUGAAAGCCUGUUGUAUGUAAAAUGCCCUGUUAUUUUUCGUCUCCGUGAAGCUGUAAAUUCUGCUGUCAUUGUUUGUGAGUACAGUCUUAAAGAUUGCUAUAGGUAUAUUAAAAUCAGAAACACUCUAAAUGGGUUGAUCAGUGUAUAGGUGUUUAUUUGUACAGAGUUAAUUUAUUCAGUAUUCAUGGCUGCAGCCUGUUGAAAAUGUCACUGGAACAAUAUGCAACCAUGUUUGUUCAUGCAUGUUUGGGAUAACGGUGAAAAUCAAAGCUAUGAAUUUGUGAAUAUUAAUGCUUGAAAAUGACAAUGGCACUUUUGUCUUCAGCAUUUAUUCAAGAGAAUUAACACAACAGUUCCCGAUGGCGCAGCUCGUAGCCAGUCGACUGUUCUCAUUCGUCUGCGUGGACGUGUGAGUUAUCUUCCACCUUCUGCUAACAAACAGUCACGGCCGUGUCUUUGUUUCCAGUUUCCACAGUACAAUCCUCCAAUCAGAGCGACUCAAACAUGAAAAAAGGGACCAUGCAGUGAUGUUUUCAGUGCAUUGAUUUCCCUCUUAAUGCUGUGUGUGUUUUGUGAUUUAUCUUAUUGCUCAUUCUGUAAAUGUGAUCAUUUACAUGCCAAUUAAAAUGACUCUGAUACCACAUAUCUAACGGUGAUAAAGGGAUUGUUUACAUUAUUUUUUUAAAUCUGUGUUGUUGCCCACUUCUUGUAUGUUCCUCAAAAGCAUAUCUCCAAACCUUGCACAUGCAUCAAUAAACAUUUCCAUCGUGUGGCGUUU
Molecule: messenger RNA, 2181 nt
Organism: Larimichthys crocea (large yellow croaker)
Lineage: Eukaryota; Metazoa; Chordata; Actinopteri; Sciaenidae
Gene: napgb
Product: N-ethylmaleimide-sensitive factor attachment protein, gamma b
Exons: 12
Coding region: 178-1116 (312 amino acids)
Biological process (GO): intracellular protein transport
Cellular component (GO): vacuolar membrane; SNARE complex
Molecular function (GO): syntaxin binding; soluble NSF attachment protein activity
Source: RefSeq, a predicted model, not a curated record